CAUUUUAUCCACCAAGUCUUUUCUGUCGUUUUUCUCAUAUGACAUGAACGCAGCACAAAACGACAGCAGGCAUAGGUGGAAAGUCUGGAUCAUGUUUUCAUUCCAGUGGAGGUAUACAUGAAUGACAAAGGACGCUGUGAAUAAAGAUCAACGGGGCGGUUAGCAGAGCACGCCGAGGUUCUGUCCACAAAGCGAAAACAUUGAUGUUGUUGUUAGCCAACCAGCUAGCACAGGCUGAUAUUUGUUAGCUAGCUAACGGAGGACACUGUUAGCUAACCGCCACCAUCAUCGCUCCUAGCCAGCUGUGCAUCGCCCUGUCUUCCUACGAUGGGAAACGCAGCAACUGCCAAGAAAGGCAAUGAGCAAGAAAGCGGGAAAGGAUCAAUCCUUCGCCAGCCGUUUUUUCCAAAAAUGUCGUAAAAGUAGCCAAGAGCAGAGAGGACAAGAGGGUGAAGUGCCUCAUAUCUCUGAGUACACCAUCCUGUGGGAUAAGUUCAUGAAGGAGUUCUUAGCUAAAGCCAAAGAAGAUUUUUUAAGAAAAUGGGAGUGUCCACCACAGAGUACAACAUGCUUGGAUGACUUUGAUAGGUUCAAGACUCUGGGCACUGGCUCAUUUGGGCGAGUUAUGCUUGUCAAACAUAAAGGAACAAACCAGUUCUAUGCCAUGAAGAUUUUGGACAAACAAAAAGUGGUGAAGUUGAAGCAGAUAGAACACACACUAAAUGAAAAAAAAAUACUACAGGCAGUCUCCUUCCCCUUUCUUGUCAGAUUGGAGUACGCUUUCAAGGACAACUCAAACCUCUACAUGGUAAUGGAAUAUGUGCCCGGUGGAGAGAUGUUCUCACACCUCAGACGUAUUGGAAGGUUCAGUGAACACCAUGCACGAUUUUAUGCAGCUCAGAUAGUGCUCACCUUUGAGUACCUUCACUCCUUAGACCUCAUCUACAGAGAUCUGAAGCCUGAAAACCUGCUCAUAGAUCAACAUGGGUAUAUCCAGGUGACAGAUUUUGGCUUUGCCAAAAGAGUAAAAGGCAGGACCUGGACAUUAUGUGGAACUCCUGAGUACCUGGCUCCAGAGAUCAUCCUCAGCAAGGGCUACAACAAAGCUGUGGACUGGUGGGCUCUUGGAGUUCUUAUAUAUGAGAUGGCUGCCGGUUACCCUCCCUUUUUUGCUGAUCAGCCUAUCCAGAUCUAUGAAAAGAUUGUGUCUGGCAAGGUGCGAUUCCCCUCUCACUUCAGCUCUGACCUGAAGGAUCUGUUGAGAAACCUGCUUCAGGUCGACCUGACGAAGAGAUUUGGCAACCUGAAGAAUGGCGUGAAUGACAUAAAAAAUCACAAGUGGUUCUCCACCACAGACUGGAUUGCUAUCUACGAGAGAAAGGUUGAAGCCCCUUUCUUGCCAAAGUGCAGAGGACCUGGAGACACAAGCAACUUUGACGACUAUGAAGAGGAGGACAUUCGAGUCUCACAAACAGAAAAAUGUGCAAAAGAGUUUGCUGACUUCUAGUGAGUGGGCAAAAGUCCCAUCAGGGCUCGUGUGUUUUGGGAUGUUUCCACUCUCCGGAGAGUUGAGGUGUAACUGAGACUGUCAUGUGUUCAAGUGAAAUGCCUCGUUCCUUCAUUCCACACCACUGAAUGAGGUCCUUCUUGCCAUGAUCCUGUGCACACCUAGCACUAACCUAUACACAGGCACAUUAUGCAGACACCCCUUGUGCUGCAACACAAAAAUACAAAUCAUAUCAUUGUCUUCUUUCAUUUUUUUUUUUUUUUUUGUUUGCCCCUUUUCAGCAUCUCCCACCUUUUUAUUUCAAUACAAAUAAUAUUUGUAAAGCAACAUGAAAGAUAGUAUUACUCCCAUUUUUAAAUGGCACAAAGAGUGAUUGAUUUUACUGGCUGAUGUUGUACAUUUUGUGAUUUAAGCUUGAGAAAAAUGGAAGAGGUUCUUUUGAUUUGAAUUUAUUGCAUUGAGUUUUGCUAGUUAUCUGUCAUUUGUUGCAGGACGUGCUUGAGUGUGGUUUAAGGUUUAGGUUAUUUUUCAUUAAUCAAGAACACUUUAAACCAUAGCUCAUUAUUCUGGUGUCUUUAAGACCUAGAACAAUGUAUUUGGGCAUAUAGAAAUAUACAUAUGAGACAUGCUUUUAAAACACUGAUGACAAGUGAGUGACUGAUGACAAGUGUUACUAUGAAGCAGAAACUUGUCAGUGCUGUAAUAGUUGGUCAUUUGUAGCAUCAAUUUAUCCAUAUCUAGUCACAGGACAUUUCGUUUUACCUCAGACUAGGUGUGGUAUAGAAUGAAAUAAUAUAUUUUUUUUUAGGUGCAACUGUUUCACAAGAAAGGAAACUGAUGUUUGAGUAUGUCACUGUACAACAGGUCGUCUGUCUUCGGUACGUUCAAAAUUAUAUGAAGUGCAUUGACAUAGCAUUUUUCAAUAGCUGAAUAGAUGUCAGUUUUCUCUUGAGGGUAUAUUGUUGUGGAAACAAUGCAGUGUUGGUCACGUGAACAUGCUGCAUGUCCAUUUGGGAUUGCUUUUCGAUUUUGUUUUUAAGGCUAUUUGUGCUUUAGUGGAGCACUCGGAAGUCCUUGUGUAACUGCCAUAUUUACUUUAUUUUGAUUUUUACUUCUGCAUGUUUGUUACAUUUGUACAGCAGUGUUACAACAAGCUCAUAGUGCCUAUUUUUAAUUGUUCUUUGUUUUGUUAGCCUUUAAAUUGUUUUCUAGCCAGGGACAUUGACAGGGAUUUUAUCUAAGGGACAUAUUCCUCUGCAUCGUCCCAUAAACGCAAAAAUAAAUCACGAAAUAUGCGUUAACCAUGAAAUAAUAACAGAGAACUGAAAUGAUAUGACCUCCAAGUAUUUUUUCAUCUUGCUCACUGCUUCUUUGAACAGUCAACUUGCUGCAGUUAUGUCUUGUAUUGUCUUUGCAUCAUCACUUUCUAACCAAUGUGCACACUGUAAUGGGGCGACAUUUGCUCUUUCUUCACUGCAGAAAUGUUCAGGCUGAGUCUAGUCAGUUAGAGAAUGUCAAUGGACAACAGUGUUUUGGUCCAGUCUCAUAUCUUCAAAGGGAAAAGGGUCAAGAGUGAGUUUUAAAGAAUGUUUUUUUUUUCUUUAUAAGCUACUGUUGUUAAGUUAUUGUCUACACUUAUUUAUUGUUUUCUUCCCUCAAGAGAAAUACUGGUUUUAUGAGGGAUUUUUCUAUACUGGCCACCGGUUGACAAUACCUACAAGUUCAAUACUUACAAGGCCAAGGUGUCCACUUCUUGAACUUCCAGAUGUCAGAAAAGUUCUGCUUUAGUGAUAUCUUUAUUCCUUUUUAGAAGGAAAUUUGCCUUUGCUGUCUACAGUAGGUCAAAGCUGAACGUAUUUCCUGCAGGUCUGCCACUCAGGGCUGUGGAAAAAUCAAAAACCUUCCUGAAAACAAAGCAUUGUUGACAGUCUUUCAAUUUAAAGUCUUUGCAAGUUUUGAUCAUUAUUUGACAUGGUGCUCAAGUUUUUGUAGAUGAGGAAAAAUGUAAUUUAAUAAAAUUCAGAAGUCACAGACAGCCAAAUGUGAAGCGGUUUGGAACUGAAUGGUUUUUUUUGCGGUACUGAUGCACAUAUGGAUAUUGUCUGAAUUUAAACUUUUGUUUUUCAUAGAUUGAGCACAUCGUGACAUUUUGCUUAGACCUAAUUUUAUUUCACAAGGCACAACUGUUUCUUAUGCUAUUUUAUUUAUAUUGAGAUGUCUAAUAAAAAACAUUUUAAAUGUUUAUCAGUGUGUAUAAGGAGACUCCAAUGUUCACAAAAGUGUUAUAAACAGUGAAUAUAUUGAAUUAUUUGUACAAAUUUUUAGUUACCCUUAUAAGAAUAAAACAUUUAUAGAAAUAAACACAUUUACCGCAGUUAUUACACAUUGAUGCCUCUCAUACCUAUUUAAAAUUAUAAGCUUUUAUUUUUAACUCAAACCAGUGGCAUUUUUAUUUGGACAAAGUUUAAAAGCUAAACCUCAAGAUUCUGCAUGUUUCGGUCAAAACGUCUUGUCUGUAAAUGUUUAAUGGAGUGAAGGAAAUCCACAGCUCUCAUGUCAUUUAUGCCCCAUGUGUGUAAUAAUGUUAGUCAUAUUUAAUGUAAAUGAUGCCACACUUCCCUGAGCCAAUUCUCAAUUCUGACUGAAGGAAAUCAGUUCUUUGUAGGUAGUCUUACAUGCUUGUAUGGGAAUUUUAAUCUGACUUGUCUGCGUUUAGUUUAUGGGAUAUUUUGCACAUCAUUUAGAAGGCUGACGCUUUUCGCACUCAUAUUGACACGUUUGCAAGGGGGAUAUACUUUGCUGUAGCAAGUUUUAUGUAACAAAGA
Molecule: messenger RNA, 4332 nt
Organism: Monopterus albus (swamp eel)
Lineage: Eukaryota; Metazoa; Chordata; Actinopteri; Synbranchiformes; Synbranchidae
Gene: prkacba
Product: protein kinase, cAMP-dependent, catalytic, beta a
Exons: 11
Coding region: 359-1507 (382 amino acids)
Biological process (GO): protein phosphorylation
Cellular component (GO): cAMP-dependent protein kinase complex; nucleus; cytosol
Molecular function (GO): ATP binding; cAMP-dependent protein kinase activity
Source: RefSeq, a predicted model, not a curated record